GGGUGAGUCACUCAGAUCUGCACUUUACACCCCACUGCUGGCCGUCUGCUGCUGCCCGGCUGUUUGCCUUCAUGACUUUCACAGAUUUUUUUCAGGAGUGGAUUAUCAAACACCAGAAGUCAAAGGAUUAAUUCUGCUAUAAGAGGACUGUUAUUACUUUACUGAAGUUUUAUUUUGUUCAACUUUAUUGGAUGUUAAUGAGGGCUCUGUCCAUGUCCUCUGUCCAUGUUGGAUGAUGAUUGCAGCAGUUUCCGUCAUUCCACUGUUGGGCUGUAUUCUGGAAAUCAGUUCUGUGGCUGGUAAGAAAAUAGAUGAGAUAAAUACUCAUCAAAUCUUCUGUCUCAACUUUUUAACUUUAUGUAGCAGUAAAAAACUAAACUAAACAUAUCCUAAGACCUUUUCAUCCAACUUUGAAUGCAACAAACUUGUGAUUUCUUUGCAGCGAUGAGAUAUUUGCAAUGUUUUAUUUUGUCUCUUAUUUUCUGUCCUGCACUUAGUUCAAUAGUUAUUUUUAAGUUUUCUGUACCAGUGCGUUGGAUUUGACUGAAUAUUUGCCUCUCUGUUGAUUAGGAAAGAAAGGCAUUGGCUUGUUUGGUUACCUUUUGUGGCCCAUAGACUGUCAGUUUAGAUGGGAGAUCUGAAAAGUUAAGAGUAUGGAAAAAGUUGUGCUAUGAGUCAGCUAGGUGCCUUUAAACUGGACAUUAGUACUUUUUCCACUCACCUUACACAUGCCAUUGAAUUACAUAUUUACAUUAUUGUAUUAUUUGGCACUUCUGUACUUUUACAGUGAUAUGUGACUAGAAUUUCUUUCAGGGUGAAUCAGUUUUUCACUCAUUUUAAGCCCAGUGGCUAAAUAAUAAUCUCUGGUUUGUUAAUUAGGAGGUCACUGAGUUUAAUUAAGACUUUUUUAUGUAAUGCGCACUUAGUGGGCCUAAUGUGUUUUUUUUCUAUACAAUAGACUCUGAGCUUUAGGGCCUCUCAGGGAGGUGGUGGGCUGUGUGUAUCCUCAGAAACAGGAACUCCACCUAGACCACACAGUGCCGGGCCAUUCACUCUGACCCAACCCAUCUUCCCCUGCUUCCUGUUUUGACAGAACGCCGCCAUUUUCUGCAGUGGGGGAAAAAUGGCAAGAGAACCAGAUACAGAGCAGUUUUUUCCUGAGUUGUCCUUUCAGAUCUUCCUCCAACUUCUGACCUGAUUAAACUCAGACAACCAUGAAGCUUAUUUUAAGCAUAUUUGUUGACCUUUGACCCCUCUUUAAAUACAAUGUGGUUAGAACCUUUCAAACUGAUCACAGCAUCAUUUGGUUGUCAGUGUUUGCUGAGAUUUACCCAUUUUGUUUAUUCUUCCAGCCAUUGAGCUUGGGUUCAGUCCUGGUCCACCGGAGCUGAAUCUCUAUGGCGUCCAGAGAAUUAACAAAUCUGACAACCUGGAGCUUACAUGCAGGUACAAACAGAUACACCUCACUGAAUUCACUGACUCUUAUUUGCAGCAUCCUAAUCUCAGAGCCCAAUGGUUAUUAUCCUGAAAUGAUAAAUACCUCUGUAUUUCCAGAGUAGCAGCUGCUUAGCAGUAAACAACAUUCAUCUGCUCUGUUUACCAUCCAGUGAGCAACUAAAUGAGUGACUGUGUGGUCAGAUAAAAAAAAAAAAGCCUUUCGAAAUAUAUUUGUAAAAUAAAUGCCAUUGUUUCCUGGUUCAUUACACAAAAGUAGCUCCUGUUAAUCCAUGUCUGGUGGGUCUCAGUUUUACUGUAAAUGGUAAAUUAUACAGAGGCUUCAUUCUGGUUCACAUUUGAGAGACAACUGAAAAGAAACCAAAUGCCAUCUUUUUGCUGGUGGUCUUGUUUGCUUUUGUAUUUCACAGAAAGGCAUCAAUAUGAAUUGUAGUCAUGUCAAAAACUUCUCAUGGGAGUUUUAGUUUGCUGGAAUUAUGACAUCAUGCCUCAGAUUAAAGCUCCUGUGAGGAGCUCCUGUUUAUGAAAUACUCUGAAAUUCAUACUAAUGCCUUUUUAAGGUACAGUGAAGCAAACAAGACUUUCAGCAACAAGACGGACAGUAUUUAUACUGUAAUUUUUCAAUGCCUGACUAAUGCAAGGGGGUAAGUAGCAGUGGAGCGGCUGUAGAGGAAACCUUGUUUUUAUAUGUUAUUAAAUAGAACAAAAAAGGACACAUUUGUUUAUCAAAAGUUAGAAAGAGAAACAUUUUUGGUGAAGACAGUAUUUAAGCAUGCAAAAGACAAGAUAAGCAAAGACUGCUUUUUCCAUCAUUGAUCCAGUGUUGAUCCAUUGAAAUUCAGGAAAUAUUAACACUAUCUUUAGUGACUCAGCAUCAAGCAGAUUAGUGUCUCAGUGUAAAUUGUUGGCCAACCUUUACACAGAUAUCUGUUCAAAGAGGGAAAUAAAUCCUCCUCCUAUUUCCAACGAUGGAAGUCAUUAUGGUGUAUCGUGUUCCUCCUGCUUUUACUUUCUGUUUUUCCUCUACACACCACAGCCUGUUGAUACCGCUGAUUGGUCAAUACUUCUUAGUGUAUAAACAAGUAAAAAACCAGAGCACCUCCCAUACUAAAAUCCAGAGCACAAAUAUAUGCCAGACAUUUUCAUUUAGAAUCUGGAAAUAGAGAUGAGCAGAAUCCAAACACGCCAUUUAAAAAUCUUCAUCCACAUAUUUUACACAUACUUCACUUCUGUUCACAUUUCCUGUAUUACCUCCUGUUUAGAGUUUGUAUAAGAGCAGUUACUGCAUCAAAAUGUACCCUCUGAAAUAAACAAAGUCUUUCUAACUCUAUUCUGAUGAUCUAAUGUGUCUUAGAGGUCGACAGUAUCUUCAAUGGUCAACCCCUCCUAUCAGCAGUCAUAUCUCCACCAGCGACUGCAGUGGAUCAGGAUUCUUCUGUUCGACACUGCGGAUCUCCAACGCCACAGUUAAUGAGACUGGGCAGUACCAGUGUUUCUUCAAAGGCCUGAGAGUGGAGGAGGGCAAGACAUCCGCAUCAGCUUAUGUGUUUGUGAAUGGUAUAACCAACUUUAUUUUGGAGUAGAGCUAACAUAAUGGUGCUAUGCUGUGCAGAGAAGAUGAGGCAGACAUGCUUUGGAAAAUAGGAGUUAGGAAAUCAUAACCAGUUAUGUAUGAUCUGUAAUGAACAGUAAAAACUUAGUGUAUGCUUUUUUAUAUACUACCGCAGAUAGGUUGGCGGAAAACUUUGACGUCAGAGGAUAAAAAAAUUAUGGUACUGCUGGUGAUCUUGCCUAAAAUUGUGACAACAGCAGUUUCUAAAAAUGUAAAACAUGCCCCAUGAAAGCACAUCUGUGAAUUUGUGUUUUAAAAGAGAUUGAAAAGAUGAGGAAGAGUUUGCCAUUAUGAUCUAGUCCUCUCACAUCACCACUUAUCUUCCCACGUGGAAAGCUAAAAAAACAUCACAAAUAGAAUUAAGUUUGCACAGAUAAUUAACAAAAAAACAAACAAACAAACAAACAAAAAACAAUACAGGCAACUUCACUUAGAAGUGUAGUGUAAGUAGAUGACCCGCAAAGUCACUGUCUGAAGAAACGGUGCAUCUCGCCACAAACAACAAAUCUCGCAUUUUAAACAGAGGAUUUGCACUUCUUACCUUGAUUUUCUGCGUGUUUUCUCGUGGCCAUAGGGGUGCUAUGAACCUCUGAAUGUUUUGACUGUAGGUGAUUAUUAUGUGCUUCAAAUGACAACAACUGGGAACAAUGAAUUUUAAUUAGACUGAUAAAAAAUGCACUGUGAAUAAAAGAAAGGUGUUUUAAAAGGUGUUUAAAUCUUUCAGUGUAUGUCAGCACCCAGUACAGGGUAUUUUGAUUUCUCAUUUUCACAAAAAUAUGUAUUAGUGGUCACCCCAUUCUGUGUUUGUAUACAGUUAGUGAAUUGGUCAGUGUAAUUGUUCCACAAAAGUCUCUCUAAGCCCUGAUGGUGUCUAAUUAUUUUGCUUCAUUUCAAGCUGAAAUAAAAGAUGUUUCUGCUGUUUGUACAUUUGUUUCAGAUUACAAGAUGCCAUUUGUGCCGUCUGAAGAGUUGGUGUUGGUGUUCAUCCGCGAGGGAGAGAGGGUGGUGAUACCAUGCAGAGGCUCAGUGGAGAAUCUCAACGUUACACUUCACGCUGUAAGGAGGAUUUUUUUUUUCGUUUGCUUUGUCUGGGUUUUUGUCAAUUUUAGAGCCAAAAAGAGAUUGAAUUAUGUUUUUGUUAUAAAGUUAUAAAGUAUAAAAAGGCAGAGUCUACAUUUACCAAAACCAAACUUUGGUUAUCUAGUUAUCCCACUCAUGCUUAUGUUUCUUAAACUACAAACUCUAGUUUAUGACACAGGAUCACUGUUUCAAAGUUUUUUACUUCUAAGCCCCAGCCCUAUUUUUGAAGUUCCUCACAUCCUGCAACACAACAAAAUAAACUGGAAAUCAACACAAAACAGUGGACUAAAUUCCACAAUAAGGGUUAACAAAGCAACACACCCAAGAGUUUUCUUAGACUGGAAUAUCUAAAGUUUUAGGGGGGUCACUGUAAACAUCAAGUUCAGUCUACAGAGAUUAUUUUAACCCAGCGUUUAGCAAUAAAGAAUAAUGUUCUCAUGUUGGAAAAAAACAGAUAAGGGUGCUGUUGUGUUUAAUGUGCUGUUGUGUUUAAUGUGCUGUUUAAUGUGUUCAAAAUCAGUAAUGUUGUAUGUCUGUCAGAAGUAUCCAAAUAAGGAGCUCCAUCCCGAUGGGAAGGAUUCUAUAUGGGAUGCCAGGACAGGGUUUACAGUUCCUAGUCACCUGAUCAGUUUUUCCGGUGCCGUGUGCUGCCAGACCCAGAUUGGAAAUGAGACAUUCAAGUCCUCCCUCUACAUCAUUGCUGUUGUUGGUAAGAUGGGAAAAAAACUCACACAUCAAUAAUUCAGUCUCUUGAUGUGGAUAAAUACUUUUGUAGAAAUAUUGUAAUGUUUGUUAUGUAUAAAGUUUUGUGUUUGUGGGCAAGUAAAUUCAUUAAUUCCUGAAAAUGAAUGUUGUCAGUGUUUUCACUCUGGUCUUAAAGCUGGUAAAGAUUUUUUAAAUUUGUUUGCUAGCAAUUUCAAAAGUGACUCUAACUCUGUUUUGUAAAUGUUUUACAUCUUACAAAUUCCUGUAGUUUUUGGAGAACUUUAUCCCAGACCAGGGUCCUCAGAAUUUUGCUUAGACUUAGACCCUGUGAAAUCCCAAAGGUUCCUUAUCCCUUGGGAACUUCUGGUAAGGCAGCUCAGAUAGUAAAGUUCCUGGACUUUUGGAGGCACUGCCCCUCUUCAUCUCUGUACUUUUUGAGGUACCAUACCUCCGGGGCAGAUUCUGUGGAACUAUUUUUGGCUAAGUCCCUUCUGAUAGAUGAAGUUUCAUUUGUGUAGAAAGUUCCUGCUGUAAAGCUGCUUCCAUAGUUUUAUUGGUUCUUGUCAGACUAAAAGGGCUCCUUGUCCCCGUUAAAAUUUCUUGCAAUAAAGCUGAUAAAGUAGGACUCGGAAAGAUUCCUGUAACUUUUUUGUAAUUUCCCAGAGAAAAGGGAUCUCUCAAACUUUGUUUGGUCUCAGUACCUGUUCAAAACUCUGGACUUCCUAGUCCUUGUUAAAAAGUUCUGGUGGUGGUUAAGCAGCUUUCGAUGGACUUGGUAGAGUUCCUGUACUUUUGGAUGUAAUGACCACUAAAACAGAGCCUUUGAAACUUAUUUAGACUUCAUUCCAAUCAAAAAAGCAUGUACCUGUUAAGUACACAACGGUUCCUUUAUCCUGGGGUACAUUUCCUGUAGUGGUAAAGCAACAUCACAGGGCCUCGGUAUAGUUUCUGUACUUUCUACCAGAACAUGGUCCUUAUUACUGUAUUCAGUCAGAGUUGGAAAUAUGAAGUUUCUUGCCCCUUUGGAGAGUUCCUGCAGUGUUAAAAUGUUUGAGUAAAAGUGGAACUUAAGCAGUACCUUACUUUAUAAAAGGGUCACCAGAACUUUUAAUGAACUCUGACCCACAAAAGUUCCUGGUCCAUGUGUACAAUUUCUGCUUUAGAGGGACUUGAUAAAGUCCUUGUACUUUUGGGUGUACUUCCCCAAAGACAGGGUACUUGGUGGGUAAAAUAAUGAUAAUGGUUUUCAACUUAGAUCUUUGUCUCUGAACUGCAAACGUUCCUCUUCUCUGUGGUGAAAACUAAGCUUUUGUGUGAGAGAGACUGGGCGCUGAGUACUGAGGGAGAGAGGCAGAGUUUAACAGAAAAAGGGAGUCUGUAGUCUCAGGAGAACAAUGGGCCGUCGACUGACUGCCAUAUCUUCCCUCCCUUUUCCGCAGGAUACAAGAUCUACGAACUCACCCUGACCCCCACUCAGCCCAGACUGUCUGUGGGGGGGCAGCUGAUGCUCAACUGUACGGCUCACACUGAGCUCAACGUGGGCAUGGAGUUCAACUGGACGCACUCUGGUCAGGCCCUGGUCAGUCUGCCUUUGCAAUGUCCCCUGUGUUCAAAAGAAAUCACGUGAUGGUCUUUUGUCUGCCGGUUUUACCCACAGAGAUAAAAACUCACCCUCUCCCAUCUUUGCACAUAAUCCUUCCUGCUUUCAGGAAUCCUUGAGUUUAUCUCUACACCAGGUCAGAGGGCAAAGUUGUCCUGAUGUAUGAUCAGAACAUAUUCUUGGUGGGCUAAGAUCCAUAACUACAAGAGGAGUUUUUGGGGUUGCGCUACAGGAGGAAAAUCUUAGAUUUAGAGAGUAAAGUCGUGACAUUGCAAGAGUUAAAUUGUGGUUUAUGAGAGGUUUGUUUUUUAAGCUAUGGUCUAUGUCUUAUUUUUAAGUGUAAUAUCGAAGGAGCAGCCAGCCCCCUGCACUGAAAUGAGGAUUGUGAAGCAUUUUGAAAAGUUAUAUAUGCUUUGAACUUUUGGGUUGUGUCAAAUUGUCAUCCUGUCUUUGCUUAAUUUGUCCUCUGCAUAGUGUUAAUGUCAAUGUUGUUUUAGGUCACAGUUACAGCAUGCCUUGCACAGAAAGGCUUUAAUUUGAACUUCACUCUAUUUUCAAUGUCAAAAACUCCUUUGAGGAGCUCCAAAUGUAGAUUGUCAUGGGUAUCAAGACCCUAGAAAACUUUCAUUGUUUGGUCCUCUGAAAAGUUGGUCCAACAAUAUGACUGAAUUCUUGUUAAGUCCUACUACAUUCUUACAACAUUACAAAUUUAUCUUUGUAAAAUAAAACUUUAACUAUAUUGUGAUGCAUUUUCUUUCUCCAAUGGGCUUAAUGCUCCAUCAUAUGAUAUAUUCUGUAUUUUUCUGACCUCUCUUAUGUUUCUCUGUCAGAGCUCAGUGAACAGUUCAAGGCCGACCCACGCCGUGCCUCACAAGAAGAAGCUGUGGAACUCUCUGGAGCUUUCCAACACUCUCAUAAUAGAAAAUGUGACGAUGGAUCACGCAGGAGUGUACACCUGUACUGCAUCCAGCGGGAAGAUGGAGAAAAGUGCCUCAGUAAAACUGGAAGUCCAUGGUAGGUGUACUAAAACUUUAUAUUAUACCAAACAGCUAUUGAAAAUCUCAGCGUUUCCAUAAAAGGCAAAGGACGCUGUUGUUUUGUCUCAUUCAACACAUCUGGAUAUCACAUUUUACUUUAAAAGGAGAGUUCAUAUCACCCUUUUGAUCACUGAACACAGAUUUUGAUUAUCACGGCAGACUCUUAAUAGAGCAUCAGAUAGUCUUUGUAUUUUCAGACAAAAACAGACCAUCACAUAGAGCUGGGUUGGCUUGUCUCAAAUUUUGGGGGUCAGUGGAAACUCAAAUAUGUGAGCAAAAAUACUGAAAGGAUGUUCUUUUUGGAUAUUCUAUUAGUAUUACAUAAUAAUAAAAAUGAAAAACAUCCUCUUAAAAAAUCUACCUCGCAGCUCAGCUGACAAGUCAAAAUUGAUAGAAAUGGUGUUUCAAAGAGAAUUGAAACAUCAUGAACUGUACUUUGAAUUUCAGCUGCCACUUAAGAUGCAAUCAUACAGGUGCAACUUAUUGUACUGAUGACAAAAGCAAGUGAAAAUCUAUUUUGGAGUAUGUCAACAAUCAAUACCAACUUGUUUUUAACUUCAGCUUUAAGUUGAUAUGUAUAUAUAAAUGUGUGUUUUUGUGUUUCUAGAAAAGCCUUUCAUUGAUAUGGUAGAGCCGUGGAUAAAGGUGUGGGAGUUGAAUGUGGAUGAUCAGAAUGCCCAGAUCCCUGUCAGGUACACAGCCUACCCAGACCCCAGCUUUAAAUGGUAAGUUCUCUGAAAAAAGGAUCAGGGCCUGUGUCCACUGACAGUAUUUACUAAACUAGCAGCACAUACAAUCUCAAUUUUAAAGCACUUGUCACUGCACCUACUACAUUUGGUAAAAUGUUUUGCAGCACUACUGCUUCCCUUGGCAGUUUCCAUUAUUCUGUUUCAAACUGCUCUGUUGCUUCAUAUAUGAUAUAUAAGUUCUGCAAACAAAAUAAAAAUGAACAAAAUAUAGGCAAAAGCUGCAAUGGAUAGCUGUGCAUUUGUGCAGGUAGUUAGUGAGUGUGUCAGGUGAGGGAGGAGUGACAUUUGCAAUGUUUACUUGAUCUACACAGUUAGAGACCUCUACCACCCGUCUGUUGACAUAUCUCUCGUAAGGUGGCUGCUCUGUAGUUACGCAACUUUCUCCUCAGGUAUGCAGAGCUUUUCUGAUUGUUGGUAGAAAAGAGGAGGUGUGAUUUAGCUUCUGCUUCAACCAUCAGCGGGUUUCUUAUCUCCUGUCUGCACAUCCAAGCUCUUCCUCAGUCUGUACGCUGUGUUUCCUGUUGUUCCUGUCGUGGUCUCUGUCAGAAAGAAAGAGCAUCUUCCUGCAUUUCUUGUGUACUUUCUGGUCUUUGUUAUUUUGUUAGACAAAUUUUGCAAAAAUCUGCACAAACAUUCCUGUGAUUUCUUAUAUUGGCUGAAAGUGCAUAACCAAGUAGGAACAAAAAGAGAGAAACAGUUCUCCAUUUUAGGGUUAUUUGUAGUUGUUGGGUGGAUCAGAGUUAAAGAAAGACUUCUGCAGAAAUUUCACUCUGCAUCAUGUAAAUCUCAUUGGAAAACAUCAGUCAGAGAUCUGUAUCAGCAAAAUUUCUCUAAAAACCAAACUAAACUAAAUUUGCAUUUGUGCAGGUAGUUAGUGAGUGUAUCGGGUGAGGGAGGAGUGACAUUUGCAAUCAUGAUUGUACAGAAGUUUAACUUUUUUUUUUACUUACUGAGAGUGCAGCAACUGAAAUCAGCUGACUUUGAGGGUGCUUUUGCCCUUAGGCUGCUCGGUAGAAAAUAUCAUGUCAUUAGUGCAGAAAUGCCACCAGUGGACUCGGGCCCUUAAUUAGUGCAAGAAGCAAAGGGAAAUUGUGUCAUGAAGUCAGCUGGAAAUAGUGUUUCAGUCUGAAUUUGACUUUAAAGGAGGAUUUAUUGACUGUUUUUAAAUAUACUGCAUUUGGGGUAUAAUGAACGACUUACUGGUGGCAGGUCAUUUGUUUUAGAUUCUUUCAGCUUGUAGCUGUUGACUGCAGUGUAAUCUAUUCUGAUGAAAGUAUGUCCAACUGAAGUACUAUUGUUUUCAAAUGACAGGUCAAGACUUGUUAAAACAUUUUAGAAGGAAUCUCUGCAGAGACAGACAUCUCUAACCAAGAGAAGCUGUCAUGUCACCAUCUAUAAAUCAGUCAAAACCCACUGACCGAAACACUAAAUUCAGCUUGCACAUCACAGGGGUUGCUGUUUGAUGAUUCUUCACACACUCGGUCACAAACACCUCAAACUAACUAACUGAUAAAGGCUGAGGUAGACCAACAACUCACUAGUUCUGUGUGAAACAAAUGACUGUUUUUAUCAGUAGAAUCUGCUGUUUUGUUUUUUUUUUAAUUUAAUUUUCACUUUUAUAUGUUAUGUGUUUUUGGUACACAUACUUUGUAGGAUUAAUCUAACAUCCUUGUGGAAUGGACAUCCUGUGACAAAAAUAAUAAUAAUCAUCAAAACAGAUGUAUAUUACACUGUAGUGCAUCACUCUGGUGAGACUAUUUAUGCCUUUUUUCACAUUGAGGCCAGGUGUAAAAAUUAAGAUCCCAGAGUUAAUUUUAGCAUAACAAUCUGAGCCUGUCAGUGACAAAAACUUCCAGAGGUUAGGAUGCAUCGCAUUAUAGGCAUUACGGUUAAUUUGAUGCAAUCUAAUCUUUUAACUUUCUCCUUUUAGUCUGUCAUUUGGGUGUUCAAAUGUAUAAAACUACAGUCUAAUCUGGUGAUUUAACUCUAUCUUUUCUGCCCAGGUUAAAAAAUGGCCAUCCACUACAGCCUAACUACAGAAUCAGACAGAGGAGCGAUGCCCUCAUCAUCCGUAAAGUCAUAGAAAUGGAUGCAGGGAAUUAUACAAUCAUCCUGACCAACAAGUUUAAAGAGGAGCAGAGACGAUCCUUCCAGCUGCUCGUAAAUGGCACGUUCAUCUUAUCUCUUCUCUUACCAAAUAUGGAGCUGAAUUACAGCGAUGAUAACGAUAGUAUGGUUGUUUUUUCCUGCAGUUCCUCCUCAUAUCAUAGAGAAGGAGGUGGCGGUGGCCACUGAUGUGUACUCGUAUGGCAGCAGCCCCACUUUGAGUUGCACUGCUCGUGGAUUUCCCACCCCGGCACACAUCCAGUGGCAGUGGAUGUCCAAAGACGACUGUCCAGGGGCUUUCCUGUGAGUCACCUCUCUUCCAUUUUGUUUACUGUGGAAACACAAGCUCCUCAGUCAGUCAUUGUCAACAGGUUGUUGAUUCAAAGUGGCUUUUGUGAUGUUGAUAAAACAAAAGGAGACAAUGAGAGUGAACUCUGAUCAGAGGAUUUGAUUCAGGCUUUAAAAAUGUCAACUCUUGUCGAGACAUCAGUUAUUCUGUUUACUUGUUCUACACAGUUAGAGACCUCUACCACCUGUCUGUUGAUAUAUGUCUCGUAAGGUGGCUGCUCUGUAGUUACACAACUUUCUCCUCAGGUAUGCAGAGCUUUUCUGAUUGUUGGUAGAAAAGAGGAGGUGUGAUUUAGCAUCUGCUUCAACCAUCAGCAGGUUUCUUAUCUCCUGUCUGCACAUCCAAGCUCUUCCUCAGUCUGUGCGCUGUGUUUCCUGUUGUUCCUGUCGUGGUCUCUGUCAGAAAAAAAGAGCGUCUUCCUGCAUUUCUUGUGUACUUUCUGGUCUUUGUUAUCUUGUCAGACAAAUUUUUGCAAAAAUCUGCACAAACAUUCCUGUGUUUUCUUAUUUGGGCUGAAAGUUUGAGCUCAGAUAAAAACUAAUUGCAUAACCAAGUACGAACAAAAAGAGAGAAACAAAUAGUGAAAGCCACAGUUCUCCAUUUUAGGGUUAUUUAUAGCUGUUGGGUGGAUCAGAGUCAAAGAUAGACUACUGCAGAAGUGUUACUCUACAUCAUGGAAAUCUCAUUGGAAAACAUCAGUCAGAGAUCUGUAUCAGCAAAAUUUCUCUAAAAACAAAACAAAACUAAACAAAAAAGUUCAAUCCAAGACUAAUAAAGUUCUGAAAAAGUAUAUGAGACUGAGAAAAAGAGGCAUUGAAGACAGGGUGGCUUUUGGCAGGCAAAAUCAAAUAAAGCAAAGAAAGAUGCACUGAUUUUACAGAUAAUAAAACACCUGUUCUUUCCUGUCCUGCAGGUCGGGGCUGGUAAAGUCUGAAAAGGUGAUAGCUUCAUGUAAAAGCUGGAGAGACAUCAGCAACAGCACCGGCCACCAUCUUGCAGUGUGGAACAUAAAUGACCCUGAUAAUCACCAAAAGGUUCAUAUUUCUAUCUAACUUGUACUCUUUUCUAUUGGAAUAACUACACUUUGUAUAAGAUCACAUUUAAGGACAAUUACUGACAAAAUGAACAUAUUCACACAGAAAAUCGUGGGCACUCUGAAGAUCCAGAAAGCCAAGGUUCACGCUCUCUACAGAUGCACGACUGCCAAUAAAGUGGGACAGGAUUCACGCAUCAUCUUUUUCCAUGUGACACGUGAGCAUUUCUUUUCUUUUUUUUUGUCUAUGUCUAAUGUUAGCCUGUAAAAAUAAAGAAAAUUAAAUAAAUAAACUUUGAAAACUUAAGCUUUUAUAUAAGGGUCUUCUUGGAUUUAGAAAUGACAUAUAGUGGACAAGGAGGUGAAGUUGAAGAGCAAGGACCUGAUUUACAAAAAAGACUGGCUUUUGCACCCAGAUUUUGGUCUCAUGUUGCACACAAACAAGACAAAAUGAUGCAAAGAGCACUCAAAGGGUUGAAUGCACCUCAAACUCAGCUGUGGAACAAAUAUUCCCUCUUUCCUCUGGUCCUGUUUGCAUGCAUUUAUAUAAUGAGUCAUUGUGCAUUAACAAAAGUGUAGCCUCUUCAUCAGUUUGAUAAAAACUUGACCAUCUACAGAGAGUUUUCAAAAAAGAACAUUAAAAAUGAACAUGACAUUGAUUCCACCUCUGAUUGAACUAAAAAUAAGGUGCAUCUUGUCACUGCAGGCGGCCUGGAGGUGAGCAUGUCUCCAUCCAAUGAUCCCCUUGAGGAGGACGAUGUGGUUCUGCUGUGUAAAGCAGACAGGCUGCUCUACGGGAACCUCACCUGGUUUCGUGUGAUGAAUACCUCAGCGUCUGGGCCUGUCCCAUCAGCGCAGUCGUGUCACUCUCUGACACUGCAGCCGAGGCCUUUGCAGCAUGCUGUGCUGUCCAGCCAGCAGGGAACCAACGUGACCCUGGAGCUGAAGCUGCCCAACGCGUCUCACCAAGAUGAAGGCCUGUACGCCUGUCAGGUGGAACACAUCAAGACUGGGGAGAAAACAUGUUUGCUGCGCCGUCUUACUCUAAAAGGUAAGACGAUUUUACAGUAAGACCAAAAAAGAAUCAUAAACAAAUCCCCACUUUUGAAGAAAGAUAACCCACUAAGCAUUUUUUUUGGUCUAAAAGAGGUCGAGUAGACGUCUGAAUGUAGCCUAGACGGCUGGUCUAAAAUCAGGUUACCACAGGUCUAAAAAUGAAAGUUUUUUCGACGUCUAAAUUUAGACCAAGUCUUAAUCUUGUCUAUAUCUAUACUACACUGUAUAUUGUUAAACGGCUAUCAUAGUUAUUUGGGUUAAGUACUUGGAGAUCAGUUAUGCAAUUUACGGUUGCUUUUUGACAUAAAUAGUUAUCAAAUAAUAGGUUUUUAAAGUCCAACGUCUAAAUUCCAUCUAAAAAUAUACAGAAUCUACACGGUUGAAAUUACGUCUAAAAAAAAAAAACCUAGCCGUCUAAUAGCAGUCUAUUGCUCAGUGGGAAGUCCAUAAUCAAAUUUGCUUUCAGUAGAUAAAUCCUGCAGGUGUGUUUGUUGUAAUAUGACUUGAAGAGGCACUUUCUUGAGAUGAUGAUUACAGUUUAGAGGCAGGUAGAAUCACAAACACAAAUCAUUUGCUUUAGUGUCAAGGUGCAGAAGAGUAAAAAUAAAAAUAUGGAAAGCAAAUAAACAGCAAUCCUCUGCUUUGAGAAAUGAAAUUACAUUUUAAAAAAACUUUGAUAAAAACACAAGACAUUCUAUAAAAGUUAGUUUCAUAUCAAAUCAAAUCUCUAUCUCUUUAUAUAAGUCUUCAUCUUUUAGGUGGUGCGUAACUGCUGCAGGAUUUUAUUCUCUUUGGUGCAGUUGUUUUUUUUUUUAUGAUAUCUGGGGAUUUUAAAAUCUGUUUAUUUUGAUAAAAUAAAAACAAAUCAACCACCAUGAAGAAAGAACAAUCACUUACAUUAGUUGAAUACUAGAUGUUUAAAAGGCUACAUUUAAUAUGCUAAAUAAAAGACAGCAUUAUUUCAGUGUGACUCAUAAAACUUGGUCAUUACUUCAAACAGGCUAAUCAUUUUAUAGUUGUUUUAAAAUGACUGUGUGAUUUUUGUCGCAGGUCUUGAAGCAGCAAGAAUCCUCAAAAAUUUAACGGAUCAGAAGGUAAAUGUGAGUGCCACCUUCUCUCUGCGCUGUGAUGCUGCUGGGGUGCCAAACCCCACGGUGGUGUGGACCAAAAACAACCAGACUGUAGAUGGCGGUUCAGGUGAGACAAGUUUGGCAUUUCCAUAACAAAAAAAAACGAUCUCACUUUUUCUAUCUGACAAGAGCAUGAAUAAAAAACAGUCUGAUGGUUUGUUUUCAGGUGUGAUACUGAGCCAGAACAACCACAUCCUGACCAUCCCACGUGUUAAGAAAGAGGACAGCGGUCUGUACACCUGCACCGCCUGUAACAGCCGAAGCUGUGACACCGCCCAGGCCACACUGACGACUGAAGGUCAGUCUCUGUCUGAGCUUGUGUUUGUUAUAACUGAUAUAGUGCAGCCCUGAUAUCAGCCAGCUCUUCCUGUUUGCUGACAGUGAGGAUGGAUUACAUGACUCAGGCCCUGAUUACAAACAUGUUUACAGCCUUCAGACCAGUGGCGGCUGCUGGUCUUUCAAGGAGGGGAAGCUCAUUUUUCUGGCCUACAUCAUAAUUGUGUUUGUUUAUUUGUAUGUAACAGAACAGAGUCGCCAAACACAACGGCAGUCGUUUUUAACAAAGACAAAAGUGAGGAUCGAUAAAGUCUCUGGAGCAGUUAAGAACAACGGAAUGAAUAACUUGGAAAAUGCUCUGGUAGAUGUUUUAUUCUUCAAGAUCGCUGAUUCGCUUGUUUAGCUGUCAAUCAAAAAAGGAUUUCGCCUCAGACAGCUCAUCCAAUCAUGGAUGCAGAAGCUCGGAGUCUGGGAGAAAGUCGGGACCGCCCUCUCGCCAUAGAACUCCAGAGACGCCCAGCGUCCAAUGGGCGGGACAAAGCCCAGCAUUUAUCCAAUGAGCGUCUAGUUUCGCUGCUGGAACAACCCGCUUUGAGAUUCCACAUUGAAGUCAGCAGAAGCUGGGCGUCCGGCUGUUUAAAGCGCUGAGGCGCUGCGAGGAUGAAUGAGAACGAAGUUGUCCAGAAUCAGCUUCUUAUCACAGUGUGAUAUGAAGCUGAUUCUGAACAAAAGAUGAAGGCUUUCUAGCGUGUAUUUAGUUAAUGAAAUGAACACACAGCCGUACGUAUUUCACCACUUUUUCUUUUUUUGGGGGUUGACAUUUUAAGGGAAGCUGAGCUUCCCUUGUAGUCUUAGAGCAAUCGCCACUGCUUCAGACUGAUGCUUUUUCAGUCCUGUUGCUGUGUUUGUCCCACUUUACUUUUUUGUCAUAAUUCUGGUUACUUUUUGUCUGUAUUAGGACUGCUGGAGUCUUACACUUUUUCUGUCUCUGCUUGUAAUCAUUCUCAGGCCCAUAUCGUCCUUUUUUGCAGUUGUCUCCAAAAGCUAAUUUUCUCUUUGACGGUUUUGUCUCGUUUAAGUUGUUUUCAGUCUCUUGUAGUCAUUUACAUCUCUUUGUCAUACUUUUUAGUCAGAAUAUGCAUGUUAAAGCUCCUGUGAGAACUUAAGUUUAUGUUGAGUUUGGUGCCUCCAUUGGACAAAACCGUUUUUGAGUAUCUUGUCCUCUACAUGCUUAAAAAGUGACUUUUUGACAGUCUACUGUGUCACUUAUUGAUAUUAGCAUCAUAUAUUGGCCUUUGGCUGACGUGCUGCCUCAGUAUCGGUAACGUCAUUGGCUUAUUUCUCGCCUUCAAUCAUUUGUCACUGAUUGUCUUGUUUGAGAGCCAUGUAGUCAGGCAACGAUGAGCGCUCCCUCUGCUGAUUCAGACGGCACGCUAAGUCAGACAACUCGAUGUGGAAGUAAACUGCACAGACUGAAUUCAGACAGCUCAUCAAAGUUUGAGUGCAACUCCCAAGCCCUACUGUUGAAUGAAGAGACAAAUUUGGAAUAAAAAAAUGACAGCCUUAACAUAGUUGGUGUUUGGUUAAACUGUGUGUAAUCGCUUGACUAGAGCUACACAGGCAUGUGGACGUUACCCUGCAAAGAGGACCGAAGGCUGGUGGUGCUAGCUCUGCUAAUGUUAAACACAGUUGGCAGAACAAUUUUAAAUAGUUUAUCUACAGACUCUGUGGUUCUUGGUCUUAGUACUGGUCAGCAAUAAGAGUUUAAAUUUGUAGGAAAUGAGUGACUGCUAAACAUGAUGGUUUUGUUCUUGUUGUGUUCUUGCGUCUCAGUGAAUGGCCAUGAAACUGUCACCUUUCUUUGAUUUCUGUUAUGAUUUUCUUUUCAUGUCAGCACUCUGUAGUUUGUCUUUUUAUGUUCAUCUAAUUCUUCAUGGGGGUUGAAUCUUUUUUUCUGUCUUGUUGCAGUGAUUGUCUCUUUGAGUAUUUAGUUUUGUGUCUCAUUGUAGUUGGUCUGUAGGGUUUUGUCUUGUUGUUUUGUGUGUCUUGGUGGUUGGUGUUGAUUUGGGGUGCCUUUCGUCCCAUACUAGCCAUUUCAGGUUGUUUUAUUCCUUUUAUUGUAGUCAUCAUUAGACUCUGUAGUUGUUUUGUGUCUUAUUUGAUUAUGUAGUUUUUUUCAUGUCUUUAGAGUUUUGUGUUGUUUGGUAAUCACUCCUUAUCUGUUUGUGUAAUAGUAGGGUUGUUUUUUGUCUUCUCAUGGCUGUUUUUAUCACCAUUUCUUUUGUUUCUUACUGUGUCUCUUGGUCGUUAACUGUGGGUUUCUUACUCAUGCAGACCGGGUUUUGGUCCUUUUCGGUCCUCUUGUAGUAGUUUCUAGUUUCAUUUGUCAUCCUUUAGUCUCCUCUUGUUGUCGUCUUUAUUUCUGUGUCUGUCUUCUGUCUCUUUGGAGUCUUUUUGUUUUUCUUAUCAGUUUAUUGUCUCUAUUCUUCAUUCAUGCAUCAGCUCAUGUCUCAGAGUGAAGCCUUAAUCUUUUGUUUACUGUGGAAAUACUCCUAAAGACGUUGUUUUUAUAUCAGGCCCCAAGGUUUCAUCCCCUCACAUCCCUCUUACUACAUUUUUCAUAUCAAAGAUGUAGAGUAAGAAUAACUCUCCUUCCUCAUGACAGGAAGUCGGCCCAUUUAGCUCACGUCCUCUUGGGAGUAUCUAAAUCUAACACAAUGAGUAGACUGCAGGACAAAGGGAGAGGCCAGACCUGCCUGAGCUCUAGCCCGUCCCCUCAUGUCCUCCCAUCUCUGUCCUGAACACAGAGAGAUACAAGGAAACAAACAACACCACUGACUAGAACCAACCAUCUACGUGACCCAGUCCCCGCCAGCACAAUCCAGACCCAGUUAGAGCAGGUCCAUGUCAGGGGCCAGAAGAGCUAACAAGGGAAGAGGCGAAAAGAGACAGCUGAGCAGAAAAUCUCUCUCAACACAAGGGAGAGUUGAAGAGAAACAAACAGUGAGAAGUCUGGUUCACUCUUGUGUUUUAGUUCAAUGUUUGGACUCUGACUCUCAGGAAAAAUCAAAGAGAUGAAACCUGACACAGUCAAUUCAUACAUGUUUCAUAAGAUGGGAGCAACUUAGGGCAACAGGCCAAAAACUAGACCCAAAAACAGAGGCUUGAAAGCUGUGUCCUAUUUCUGGGGAACUUGGUCUUUGUAGCCUCCUGACAUUUAUUGUAAUCUCCAUUUUAGCUGAGGUAGGUUAAUGAACGUCCAGCCAUGACUUUAUCCAAGUGAUGUUUGUAUUGCAAAUGUACAUCCUGCCAUUUCAUGAUCCACAACGUCCCACUGAAAACAGCUGCCCAUCCACUAAGUCUGACAAGUCUCUCAGGCAUCCUUUACAUGGAUAUACAUCAUGUGAAAACACUGUUUUUUUUAAGGUCAUUGAAAACUGAGAUUUUAGAAAAAAUCCUCUGAGGUAGAGAUUUCUGAGAACUUAACUUUGUAUGUAUUCAUGUGGACUGCUAAAAAAAAAGCUGACAUCUCACUUCAACCUACACAUCACAAUUGUCCAAUUCCUUGCAUAUUUAUAAGGAAAUUUAAAUUGGUCUAUCAGUUGCCUUUUGAAAGGGUCCAUUUAUUAAUUCCUCACUGUACUUAAAGAGCUUUGAUUUAAUUUUGAAGACUUUCUCUACCAGACUUUCACUUGUAGGAGAGUUUUUUAAACUUUGUAAUUAAACACCAGAGGAUUUAAGCCCUUUUACCACUAACAUUUAAUCAGACUGCAGAUCAAGCCUUAAUUUAAAUUACAUCAAGACUAAGGCUUUUUAUUAAUUAUGAAACGGAGCAAUGCCACUUUUUCGCCAGGUAUUCUUUAGCUUGUUACUUUAACACCAACGAUCAUGACAGCCCCUCUCAUUAUGCGCAUUUUGUUGCUUGGCUUUUCAAACAUAGACACUCUCAAACCUGUCUUGUCCUGCCCCUCUCCCUGUUCUCCUCUCUCUACGGUUCACUUUUGCAUCAUGUCCAAAAUGUCCUUGUGCUCCUGAACUUUUCUGCACUACAAUCUGAAUUCUUCUUCUAUUGUGGUUAAUGUGGCUGAUUGAUGUUAAUGAUGUGUAUUAAUUGCCAUCUACUAGUCUGGCGUGCUUAUGCAGUUGGUUUUGACUGUCUCUGUGGUGUCAUGCAAAAAAAGAAAUGUUAAAUUCUUGGUGUGGGUACAAUUUUUUAUUUUAGAUGGAGAUUGAAAAAAAAAACAUUAAGAUAUACAAAAGGUCAAAAGUCAAGCUUUUCCUGGUCUGUCCUCAUGAAAAGAAGAGAACAAUUUUUUAAGAUGUUUGUUUGUCGAAUGAAGGUCAGAUCCAUACUUUCUGAUACAUUCAGGGAAGUCAAGAAAUGUAAACACAGACUGUCUUUAGCAACCCUGCAAGCAGAUUAGUGUCUCAAUGUAAAUGUUUGAUCCAGAACAGGUUGUUAACUGACCUUCAUGCAGAUAUCAGUUUACGGAGACAAACAAAUCCUCAGAUUACCACUGAUGUGAGCCAGGUCGUCAUAUUGGCAUUCUGCCUGCUUUUGCUCUCCGUACAGACUUUUUUUCCUGCAAAUUACAAACCAUGCUGAAACACCUGAGUUCAGACUCUGAAUCUUUUGUAUAAUUUGUAAAUUUUGAUUGCAAAAAGACCUAAAACCCUACAAAAAAAAAAAACAGCACAGUGUUGUUAGUAAAAGUUCAAAUGUUGAAAAGGACUGAGCUCACCAGCUUGAAUCUAAACACCAACAAAUCUCUCUAGUGGACCUUUUUCAGGUUCUUUUGGGCUUUUCAUUCGUGCAAACUCCUGAAAAUUUGUUAUGACUAGGUAAAAACUGGGUUUGCUGUCAGUUCAGAUUCCAGCGUCUUCCUUCCUCCAACACAAACACAGACACACACAUACACAAAUGUCCACGCCAUGCCAAACACAAUGACCAACCUGUCUGAACCUUACACAACACUGCCAAGGCACGCCACUUAGAUUUCAACCCACAUACCUCCAUGAUUGUUCCAUGUUUUCUAUGCACGACAGACCCAGAUUUAGUUGUGUGAUUUGAUACUUUAUUGUGAGGUUGUUUGUGUUUAUUCUACCAAUUAAUCUUCUAGGUGCAGAGGAAAAGACCAAUGUGGAGCUGAUUGUUCCCAUCGGGUCAGUGGUCAUCGCCAUGUUUUUCUGGUUACUGAUUGUCUUCGUCAUCCGUGGAAGAAAGAGGGUAAGAACUUCCUCAUCCUCAUCCUCUCUUUGCCAUACUUUUCCUUCCUCGGGGUUUCCCUCUAGUUACACUCAGGGGACCCUGAAAAAGCUAAACCACACACACACACACACACACACACACACACACACACACACACACACACACACACACACACACACACACACACACACACACACACACACACACACACACACACACAUGCCAGCAGACACACACUUUGUGGGUUUGUAAGAUUGAUUAGAAGUGACUGGUUUGGCUCUCAGUGGCUGCUCUCCUUUGUGUCCAUGAACAACAGGCCCACUCUCUGCCUCCACAGGUCACGUAGACCAGCAGCACUGAUUGGGCCCCUUUUUCCAGAGGGGAACAGAUUCGAUGAAAAACUGCAAUACACAGUGACGCAUUCAUUCAGAGAAAGAUGAUAUACUUCAAACCAUAUUUGAGUUAAAGUACAGGUGUCAAAAAAGGAAAUGACUUUGGUAGAGCUGAAAUUCAGCUACUCUUACUUUUUAUGAGCUGGUCCAUAAGUACCUGAUCUCUUUUAUACUGAGGUGUCAAUCUGUUUUUUCAAUGCAGUGCUUUAUUAUUAAGAACAAAAAUCAGUAAAAGGUAACAAGGUGACGGUCAGAUAUGUUAGAGUUAAAAACUUUAUGUUUAACAGUAUGUGACCAUUGAAAUGGAGUCACUAAAACACAACAUAAAUUUUCCUUUUCCGUGAAAUUUUCCAUGAAAACUUGUUAAUAUAUAAUCGUAUUUGUUUAUUUUCUUUUAUUUACUCUUGGAUAACACAAAUUCUUCAGGAACCUGUCUCAGAGCAUAUUGUUAGAGAAUGUCAUGGAGUAGAUGUGAAUUUAGACAGAAAUAAUAAGAAAAAAAAUUUAAACUGUUUCAGCCAAAUGGUGGAGACCUGAAGACAGGCUACCUGUCCAUGAUCCUGGACUCAGAGGACAUGCCCAUGGACGAGCAGUGUGAGAGGCUGACGUAUGAUGCCAACAAAUGGGAGUUUCCACGGGACAGGCUGAAGCUCGGUGAGACUCAAAACUCAAAAGAUGUUCCUCAUUAUUAAAAGAUGUUCCUCAUUUCUUACUCCAGCUUCUAGAGUGCUGGUGACACAGGCACUGGUGCUAUCUCACCUUGAUUACUGCUCUGCAUUAUGGUCAGGUGCCGACAAGAAACAUUUGUCCAAACUUCAAAUAGUUCAGAAUAAAGCUGCAAGGCUGGCAUUGCACUGUCCAUUGGGUGUAAGGCAGAGCACUGAGAGACUGCAUGCUAGUCUCUCAUGGCUCAGAGUUGAGGAGAGGUUGGCUUGUAAUUUAAUGAGUUUCUUUAGGAAUAUUUGUUUUAACAAAGAAUCUGUUUGUUUGAACUCGCAAAUACAGUAUGUGAGAGAUCGUCAUAAUUAUAAUACCAGGCAGGCUACUAGGGGUGACAUGGUUAAAGAAAAACCCAGAACAAAUGCAGUCUGCAGAUCUGUAAUGUAUCGAGCAAUUACCAUUUGGAACACAUUACCGACAAUGAUCACUGAAGCACCUAGUAAGGCUAGUUUUAAGAGACUCCUUAAAAGACACCUGACAAAUUACACUAAUCUUAAUUGUAAUCUUAACUGACUUUUAAAUUUUAGUUUAAUUUGUUUGCUGCUUGUUUUUUUCUUGUUGUUUUGUUUUUGGUUUUUUUUUUGUUUGUUUGUGGUUUGCUUUUUAUUGGACUUUUAUUGUCUUGAAUGACCUUCGCAAAACUGUACAUGUUUUAUUGAAUUAUGUAUUGUAUUGUCUUGUAUUGUAUUGUUUGUUUUAUUUGUGGACCCCAGGAAGAGUAGCUGCUACCUUGGUGGCAGCUAAUGGGGAUCCGUAUGAAUAAAGAAUAAAGAAUAAAGCCUCCAUAAUGAGGACAUUAAUUCUCUGCUAACUCUAGAUUACAGUUACAUCAGAGGAGAAAAAAUACAUUUACUUUACAUAUUAUUCAAAAGAUAAACAUUUAAAAAUGUUUUUGCUUGAAUUUUGAGUUCAGACACAAACACUUAAAUAGAAGAGAGAGCAUUAGAAAAAGAAAAAAAAAGACUAUUAGCUAGUUAAUCAAUACAAAGUGGAGUACAGUGAAAGACAGAAAUUACAAAAUUUUCUGAAAUAGUUUUUGUCAAUGGGAAACACAUUUUGUCAUUGAAGGUGACCCCUUGGGACGAGGAGCAUUUGGUCAAGUGGUUGAAGCAGCCGCCUUUGGCAUCGAAAAAGCCACAACCUGCACCACUGUAGCAGUGAAGAUGCUAAAAGGUGGGUGUUUGUCCCUCAUUUCUGUUCACAAACACACACUACCAAUGAAAGCACCACUCAAGUCUCUCUGUGUCACAGAGGGAGCUACAUCCAGUGAAUACCGGGCCCUGAUGUCAGAGCUGAAAAUCCUCAUUCAUAUUGGACAUCAUCUGAAUGUGGUCAACCUGCUGGGAGCCUGUACAAAGCCCGGAGGUGAGCGUGUGAAUUUUAUGUCCUCAGUCUGUUGUUUUGUGGCUAGAUCAUGCAGAGUUCCUGAGUAAUCUUCCUCUUCAUGGCAACCAAAUUACAAACCAUGUGAUGUGUGUUUUUUGGGCUGUCUUGUAGUUAUCUACCUUUGUCUGUAAUAUAUACCACACUUGCCUCAUUAAUCCAGUCUGUUGUCCUAGAUGGUAAAGUUGGGGCAGACUUUGAUCCCUCUAUGCCCUCCCCUUUCUGCAGGACCUCUAAUGGUGAUAGUGGAGUAUUGUAAACAUGGAAACCUCUCCAGCUACCUCAAGAGCAAACGUGGAGAGUACAGCCCCUACAAGGUAAAUAACAAGUGACCCACAAGCAGCCAGUUAAAUAGAGAAAAGCCUCUGAUGUGGCUACACCAGAGUGCUGCACAGUCCAAUCACUGACCACAGACCAUUAUACAACAAUGCACCACAGCUCCAUGCCAAGGACAAGGGCCAAAAGUUGCAGUUCCUGAAGUGCCCACUAGAGGCUUGAAACAGAAAUGUUUUUUUCUUCAUUUCCAAAGCCUUUUUUUCUGAUCCUACAUUGUAUCUUAGAUGCAAAUGAAAAUCAUUGAUGAUGCUUACUGUGUCCCCUCAUUUUAUCAUCUGUUUCUCCCUCCUAUUACUCAGAGGAAGCGGGUGAACAGUCAGAGGUGGAUGUCUGUAGAGGAGGACUUGACUGAAGGGGAUCUUGGUCUUGGGAAGAUUGCUCAACUGGAUAUUUGCACAGGAACAGCCAUCUGCUCCAUAGCUGGAGACCGAGAGUCAGGCAGCAACAUUGUCACCAGUGACGGUGAGGACAACUCAGAACAACCAGCUUCACAAUUUUAUUUGCUUUUAGACAUGUAUGGUGUUGUAAAUCACAUGUAUCAUGUGACCACAGAGAGCUCUGAUGAUGACCACCUGACCAUGGAGGACCUGAUCAGCUACAGCUUUCAGGUGGCCAAAGGCAUGGAGUUCCUGUCCUCCCGCAAGGUGAAACUGGGAUUAUCUACAAAUCUUUGGUUGUACUGUGAAUGUGCUGUAAACAUCCAACCUUUUGGAAAAUAGUGGCUCUUUAAAUGUGAUUUCCUCUGUUUCUGUCUGCUCUCCAGUGUAUCCACAGAGAUCUAGCAGCCAGAAACAUCCUGCUCUCAGAGAACAAUGUGGUGAAGAUCUGCGACUUUGGCCUUGCCAGAGAUGUCUACAAGGACCCAGACUAUGUCCGCAAGGGAGAUGUGAGUCCACCUUGAAAAAUAUAGGAUGAGGCGCUUUUAGAUUUUACAGUUCUUAGUGAUUCUUUCUCAAACUACUAUCAGAAGAAUCUUGGAUUCUCAGCACCAUUGGUAGAAAUGUGUCAACAAAACAAUGCUACUGGAAACUGUAUAGAUGCAGGUUUGUGGUUUAUUAUGGAUUUUAUGAAAACAACAAAGUCAAAACUGAGAAUUCGGACUCAGCAGUUUUGUCUAAUUUGUUGUAUUAUGAUCCGGUUUUAGGGCUAUCCAACAAGCUGUUGCACAGGUGUCUAAGGAUGACGUUUUCUAGGUCGCACUGGUUCAUGUUUUCUUCUCAGUAAAAAUGGAUUACACUCCUGAAGUUGCUCAUUGUUGGAAGUAUAAUUAUUGCGAUCAUAAAAAAAUUGGAAAUAAAGCAUGAAACUGCACUUUAACUGUCUCCACAGACCAAGCGCGCAAAUGAAUUACUUGUUAAGUCAAUGCAAAGACAUGAUCAGAAGCUCCUACUACUCUGGUGGCGCGAAUGACACGAAUUGGGUGGGAGUUGAAAAUGUCUCAACUUGGGUAGAUAUUUGCGUGGCGAUAAGUACUCAGCAUGAAGGUUGCCAAGUAACAUAUGAAAAUGGAUGGUUUUUCACUGGUUUCUUAAAAUGGAGGACAAACUGAUCAUGUUGGUGAGUGAGGAGGUCAGAUUACCUGGAAAAUUGUAAAAAACCUUUGUCUAUCACUUGAUCCCGCCAUUUGAAUCGGCAAGGAUUACUGUUGAAUUUACUGUCGGUGUGCGAAUGCAGCGAGUAAAUACAAUUCAUUCACGCAUCUAGAUUUGCGCGAAUCAAGCGAGUAGAUGAUUUUAGUUGCGCUUGGUGUGAGCGCCCCCUAAAGGUGUGCUCCAACUAAAGCAAAAAAAACUUUGCAGGUUGUGCUCAUAGUCAAAAACAAAAUUAACAACAAAAAACAAAACUUUUUUGCAUUUGCUUGAUGCACAGGAUUUCUAUUAAUGCAGUAAGCUUGAUUUCAGCCAACAUGUCAUGUAUUAGAUACAGUGAAAAUAUGACUCGGUGGAGACAGAUGGACAGACCCUCCUCUGCUGAAACAGAACACUGGUACAAAUUGAAGAUAGGCCUCCUUUUUAGUCUGAACAUGCCUACAAACUUUAAAAGUUUCACAGAACAAGGUCAUCAAGUUGAAGUUUCUCCAAACUUAAAACAUCCAAAGAUUAUAAUUUUUUUAAAUAACACUGAAACAAGCAUUUUUAUUCCCCAAAAGGCUCGACUCCCACUAAAGUGGAUGGCUCCUGAGACAAUUUUUGAUCGGGUGUACACCACACAGAGUGACGUUUGGUCCUUUGGGGUCCUUCUCUGGGAGAUCUUCUCUCUGGGUAAGAGAGAAAUCCUCAGUAAAUAAAUAUAAACUGCAUUGUAACCCUGGAUUAUCUGCAAUAACACCUCCUUUGAAAUUCUUACAGGGGCAUCUCCAUAUCCUGGUGUUUGUAUCGACGAGUCUUUCUGCAGGAGGCUGAAGGAGGGGACACGGAUGAGACCGCCUGAAUACGCCACCUCAGAGAUGUGAGAUGACCUGACGUAGUUAAUCACAUCAGAGAGGUGUAGUUCACACUCAUGUCUGACUGGAAUCUUGUGGUCUUCACAGAUAUCAGACCAUGUUAGACUGCUGGCUGGAUCGUCCCACAGACAGGCCAACGUUUGCAGAGCUGGUGGAGCAUCUGGGCAACCUGCUCCAAGCCAGCGCUCAGCAGGUUAGUCUGGAUCUGGAUAAGCCUCUCUUGCAUGUAAAUAAGACUUCAGACUUUGAAUAUUUCAACUGGAUUCAAAGCAGAAAAUGUAAAAGCUCCCUGUAAGGACAUGAAACAGUUAUGGAGGAAUAAAUCUCACAGGAAGCAGGUGCAGCAAUGUCAACAGUCUAUAAUCUGAUUCUGAUCAAAGGCCACUGCUUCCCUCAGUAAUAUCCCAGAGUCCUUGCCUCUCUUUGAGCAAUUGUUUAAGCUGCUCCCUGUUUACCAGCAUACAUGCAGCUCUGAGUUCAUGCUAACUGACUGAGUUCUGCCAAGUCUUUCUGGGAAAUGUAGGAAGUUGACAGAACAGGCAGGCAAACAUUCCCAUCAGAUAAAGCUGAUUACAUCACGAUCACAAGAAUAGAAAGUGUUGUCAUACAUUUUAUUUCACCUUCAAUAAUAGUAACAAAGCAUUUAUUGUAAGUCUUGCUGGGUUUUUACAUUUCCUUUUUUGUACUUCUACUCAACUACCUGUCAGACUGGAGUACACUUAUAAUGUUGAUGGUAAUAACUUGACAAAUGGAGAAUAAAACUUCUUCUUCUAGCUUCUUGUCUCUGAAGGCCACCGUCACUUUACCAAGGGGAGGGAUGAGCGAGGGAGCAUUUUAAAUCUACAAUCUGACAGCUAGAAAUUACUAUACAUCCCCAUUCCUACAAGCUGUACCUUUAAGGCAAUGUUACAAAGAGAAAAUUAGCACAACAGAUGAAAUUGUAUUUAAUGGCAUCGGCAGUGGUUCUACACCAGAAAAUUACACAUAAAGAGUGUGGUUAUUCUGUCUUUUAUUGACCCCCCACUGCCAUUGUUGUUAAAAAGUCGAUACCCAAAGUCCAGCCCCCUUUUGAUUUAGAUUGGUCAGUGAUAGAGACAUGACACCAAUGAAAAAGUGUAAUUAUUUAUUAAGUAGGACUGCUAAGGACACAGCAAUAAAAUAAUCUGAUACUAAAAACACUGAACUGCUUUGUUUUUGUAGAGGCCAUGCCAGCUCAAAAAUGCAGGCAGUGGACACAGGCCCUUAUCAUACUCUACUGUGAUUUCAUUCCAAAUGAUGAUCACCAUUUCUUCUGUGCUCAAACAUUUUACCGUCAAAAUCUUGACUUUUCCACAAGCCAUAAAUGCCUCUUUAGUAACACCUGCUGUUUUGACUGAAACUUUGAAUGCAACUGAAAUAAUGUUUACUCAUACAAAACCAACAAAUCUUAGGCAAGACUUAAGAGAGAGUAUGAGUUCAUUAUCAGAAAAUAAUGGACAGUCUACACCCAAAGAACUUUAAAUGGAGUAUUGCAUACCAUCUUACACUAUAUUAUCUGAUAAGACAAGAUAAUUAGAAUAAUCCUAAAAUGAGCCACUCUGCAAGAAGAGGAUGUACUUUUUACUUUUGUGCUUUAAACAGUUUUGAUUGAAAUAAAUGUAUUCUUUUGUUGGGGUAAAAAGUUAAAAGAUAAUCUGCAAGUUAGUAUUGAAACUUGUAUUUGAAUCUUUAAUCAGAGUACUUCUUUCACCUGUGAAUCAGACUUAUUAGUCCAUACCUCUCCCUAUGUCUGUACAGUGAAUUGAUCUUGAAUGUAUUUGACGUUGUGAUGUUUUGUUGUUCUGCAGGAUGGGAAGGACUACAUCCCUCUGACAGCAGGAGCAGAGGCAGAAGGAUUGGCUUUGACCUCUGACCCCAGGAGACCCUACAGCAGGCCUCAGAGUGGGGAAAUCCUAGAAGCUCAGCUUCAUUACGACAGCCCGCCAUCCCUUGGGUAAGCAUGAUGAUCCUGCUCACUUAAGUUAUGAAAUUUAUAAUAGUCAGAAAUGGUCAGUAGGGAGUGCUGACCAAUCACGUGUCUCCUUUGUGCAGACUGUCUCAGCAGAGCGAACUGUGCAGCCGACCGCUCAGCGUAAAGACGUUUGAGGACAUUCCUGUUGCCAUCAGCAGUGUCAUGGUGAGACACUGACAGUGUCAAUGGAUGGAUGGAUGAAUGGAUGGAUGGUGGAUGUGUGGGUGUAAUGUUGUAUUGGGAUGCAUUGAAGAACUGAUGAAUGAAGGGAUGGACAGAUGGUCAAAUAACAGAUGGAUUGAAUCAUUAUGGAUUGUCAGAUAAUCGAAUUGAGGACAUCCAGACUAAUAGUUAAAAGCAGGAUACAUCGAAGACAAAGGAUAAAGGAAGGAUGAUGGAUGCACAAUCCGUGGAUGAAAGAUAGUUGAUAGAUGAUGAAUGGAUUGAUUAACAAAAAGUGGUAUGAUAGAUGAGUGAAUGAUGGUCGGGGGUGGUGAAUGAAUGUUUCUUCUUUUUGGACCCAGCCACCAGUGUUAAAAUCAGCUCCUCUUUCCUCUCCAGGAGGGUCACACUGACAGUGGGAUGGGCUUCUUAUCAGAGGAGGUAAAGCAGCUGUCCACUACACCGAACUUCAGGUGAGGCCUCUGAAACUGAUUUAGCAUUCCUCAGAAUAACUCAUAACUUAAAAAAAAAAGAUCUGUUGUUAAAUAAAGAUCCCUUUUACACUCUGUCCCCUCAGUCAACUGCUGCGCUGCAAGAGCAAAGAGUCUCUGGCCUCUGAGACGUCCAAUCAGACGAGUGGAUACCAGUCUGGGUACCACUCAGAUGACACAGACACCCCGAUCUACGCCAACGAGGAGGUGAUCAUGAAGCAUAACAGGCUGAAGAAACCUCCACUGCCCAAAACACCAAACAAAUUUAACAUGGAGAUCCGUUAUAGCACGCCACCCGUCUGACCAACGGUGAAAUCCUGAGUCAUCUCACUGUACAGUAUCUGUUUAUUACACUUUAGGAACUAUGACCACACAUGCAAAAGAGUUCUCUGUGGUGUUGAGUUUUUGUACAAGGUAUAAUUUAAAGGGAUUCUGGUAUUUUAAAACCCAAGCUCUUUUUUGGGUGGGGUGGGUGGGGGGUCUACUUGACUAAUAGGUAUUAAAGUUGUGGAACUGAUUUAAUAGACUGCAUCAGCCUGCAGCUAUAAAACAAGCUGCAAUGGCUUCAACAUAAUCCCUGUCCAAAUGUUCCCCAUUGGAGUAUGUCUACUAAAAUUGCUUGCUCAGAUUGUUGUUGUUAAGUAUCUGACUGAACAACCUCACAGAAUACAGGAGUUGCUGGUUCACUUCUGGAUAUUUUUGUGCAUGUAUGUGUGCUAUUGAAAAUAGAUAUACAGUUGGGUUAAAUUAUAUUUUUGCCAAGGGCCCCAACAGCCUCUAUAAUCCCAACUAAACAUCUAGCCUCUUACUGCAGCUGCACAACAGUGUUUUACCGUCAUUAUGCUUCUGAACUUCAAAAUGACACCCCAAAAUGGCAUAACAUUGGUGCACCAGUGUUUGAGUACACAUUGCAACACAUAGUUUUGGAAGCACAAGAGGAUGGGCUUACAAAAUUACUGCAGGAUCUCCACAUACAAACUGUGCUGUUACGCCUUGCUUACUCUCGCGCCACACAUCACCACCUUCUUUCCCCUCUUUCUGCCACCAUCAUUACCUUCAGAGGAGGAUUAGAGACUAAACAAUCCUGUGUUCUGGUAAGAAGGAAGAACAUGUCGUCAGUCUGAGAGCUCCACAAGCCUUAAUGCUCCUGCAGAUACUUUGGCUCCAAAACAAAAUGUCAGCUCACUGCAGUGUUUUGGCUUCACUUUUUAAAACCUGGAAACAUGGAAGCAUGCAUAUUAACCCCCAAAGUCAGUGGGAUCAAUCAGAAAAUAUUGUCUUCCAUAUCAAUGAGAGACUCUCUAAAAAAGCAUCUCUCUUCUGCAGUGAAAUUUACUAACAAUGAGGUCAGAGUGAUGUAAAAGCUGAUAAUGAUUAGUAAAAAUCUUUCCCCCUUUAAUCAAGGUCCAUCUCUGCAGUACUUAUCCUGCCCGUAAUGUUAAAAACUUAAAAUAACAACCUGAGCCUGUUAUUUUCAAAACAAAGCACUCUUAGUGGAAGUAUUUUGAUUGGGCACAUUUGCUUCAGGGUGAAGCUGAAGCCAUUACAGCCUGUUUCAAGGCUUCUUGCUGGUGCGACCUAAAGGAGCAGUACCACAAAUAUUCUGUACCUGUUUGUCAUUACGACACUUGGACAUGUCAGACAUAGCCAGGGUAUAAAAACAGACCGCAAACAGAGCGCCCCUUUAACAAGUCACCUCAGGAGAAUGUAGGUCGAAUGAUCGGUGUGUGAGAGCUGCUCUCUAUGGAGGAACGCUAUCAUGUUUACACAGCGACUAAAAGGUCUGGGAAGCCGAGACACAAGGACACGCCUACUUCCUGAGGCGCAAUCCACCCACUUCUUGUAUCGCAGGAAAUGGCAUGUGGAAUUUUUAGGCAAUUGAAGCAGCAAAUGUUUUCUUUCUUUGUCUUUUAUUUUCUCUCUUGUUGGCAGAUAAAACGCCGGCUAAUAAGGCGGCUCUUACCGUGUUUGUAGUCACAUUUGUACAGUUCUUUGUUACAUAUAACUGACAGUAUUUUAUUAAAGUGUAUUACUAAACCUGACCCAAAUGUACCUAGUUUUCUAAAAUAAAAAUACUCACAGAUGAAAACUUCUGCCUUCUA
Molecule: messenger RNA, 29416 nt
Organism: Xyrichtys novacula (pearly razorfish)
Lineage: Eukaryota; Metazoa; Chordata; Actinopteri; Labriformes; Labridae
Source: the annotation of a GenBank genome assembly